CCAACCUUCAACAACCUUCACACCUGCACCACCGCUUUCCGCCGCCAAUCUUUCGAUCGCUUCCUCUCCUCACCACCACCUCCAAGGCCAUCGUUACCUUGCUUUCGCUCGUUAUUUUCGCAUCAUACAGCCCGGGAACAGCUGCAUUCGAUCCUCGAUAGAUCUUCUAGUGCGACCGGCGUCUCUUCAGCCACGCGACUCCCGAGACAGCUCUCUUGGCUCGCACGUCCCUCCCGUGGUCGCAUCAUCGCCCGAAUCAAUCGUUUGCAAGCUCGACACUGCAUAGAAAUACGUUUUACAUACGAUAGAUACGCUGCUAUUCGUACUCUCCACCGGCUUCGCUCGACAGCUGCGUGCUCGACACAGCUCGCUGCUUCUCUGUCGAGAUUCUUCACUCGAACCAACCCGCGAUUCUACACGGAACGAUCGAGACGUAGACUUUCGACGACGACGCAAGCAAGCGAUCCGGCUUUUACAUCUUGCAUAGUUAUUCAGCAGAUAUAUUUGCAGCUCCAUCGACAUAUACCUCCAGCUCAGCCACCAUGCAAGCUGCGUCGCCGCCAAACAAGCGCGAUCUGAAAUCGUGGUGGAAAGGUUUCAAGCUCCAGUCCAAACCACAGGAGCCCCCUGCUACCAAAGCACCCGGCAUCUUUGGUGUGCCACUGAGACAGAGCAUUACAUACGCCAAUGUGGCCAUCUCGUUAGUCGAUGAUAAUGGCCAGAGCUACAUCUAUGGCUACGUGCCCAUCGUCGUCGCAAAGUGCGGCGUCUUCCUUAAGGAAAAAGCCACUGGCGUAGAAGGCAUCUUCCGAUUGAGCGGCUCCGAGAAGCGCAUCAAGGAGCUCAAGACCACAUUCGAUUCGCCCAGCCGUUACGGCAAGGGUCUCGUGUGGGAUGGAUACACAGUCCACGAUGCGGCUACCGUCCUGCGACGAUACCUUAACGAUCUGCCCGAGCCUGUUGUGCCGCUCGACUUGUACGAGAGGUUCCGCGACCCUCUUCGCGGGGCUACCAAGCAAGGCGGCGCUGAUGGCGAGGGCCCUCAGUUUGUUGAAGACUUUGACGAAAAAGGCGCCAUUGAAAAAUACCAGACACUCAUUACGGAGCUUCCCCCACUGAACAGACAGCUCCUUCUGUACAUUCUCGAUCUUCUUGCCGUGUUUGCGGCCAAGUCGGAUGAGAACCGCAUGACAUCACAGAACUUGGCCGCCAUUUUCCAGCCCGGCAUGCUCUCUCACCCGAAUCACGCCAUGGCCCCCGAGGAGUACCGUCUAAACCAAUGCGUCAUCAUCUUCCUCAUCGAAAACCAGGAUCAUUUCCUUAUUGGCAUGCAAGGAACCGCUGCCGACGAGAACACUGUGAAGGAGGUCCAAUCUGGUACACCUAAGCUACCAAGCACCCCCGAGAAACGAUCGAGCGGCGUGAACCGUUCUGCCUCCAACGCCAGCGCUGGCGCCGAUAGUGUACGGAAAGAGGGCCAGUUGCGACGCAACCAGUCUGUGUCGUCUAAGCACUCGAGACAAGAUGGUGCGGCCACGCCCAACAGCCCCGGUAUCGUUUCGACGCCAACCAGUGGUCUCGCCCGUAGCAACACGUUGCCUUCGAAAAAGUCCCCUGCUAUCGCAGGUGGUAAGCUGAAGAAGUUGGAUGGACAAGCAUCUCCCCUCCCAGAGCCUCUUACCCCAGUUCGCGCCGAGCCUUCGGUGCCGACUGUAGAAGAAGCCAAAGACGUAGAGGCAAAUGCUGAGGAGACGGUAAGCAAGGUGCACGAGAACUUGGAAAGCUCACCAAGUGCUGUGCCUCUUCCGCCUCCUGAGAAAGAUGUGCCGCCCAAGGACCGCGUUGUUUCUGGCAUCUUCAACCGAUCCGACUCAAGUAACCCCGAGAAGCGCCAACCCAACAAACUACGUAAGAAGAACCUCGGUGGAACAUUGAACGACAGCGCCCACAGUUCGACUGCGUCUCUGCCGCACCAUAACGCCGCUUCUCCCAGUGUUGAGGCGCCAAACCCUCUCGAGUCUGCGCUGCCGAUAGUCGCUAAGUCUGACGAGCCCGCAGCGGCAACUGAAGCAGCAGCAACAACCGAACCGGCGACCAUUCAGCAUGAACAGAAGCUGGCUGUAGCUCCUGAAGCCGAACUCCCCAUAACAUCUGACGUAGAGGAUGCUAGCGCCACCCCGACCGCUACGAAAGAAAAGAAGAAGCUGUGGCGUCUGUCGCGGUCCACGAAGCGCGAGGACCACAGCGGCCACAUUGGCACCAACGAGAACGCUGAUGCCAGCACGACAUCCUUUGCAAGCUCAACACACAAGCCUCGCAAGAGCUAUCAGGCCGAUGGCUCAGAACGCGCCAUUGCUGAAGUCGACGAAUCGGAGACUGGCAAAGGUGACAAGGGCCCCAUCAGCUGGAUCAAGAACAAGAUCCGUGACGCCAAGGAGAACUCUGACAACAAGCGCUCCAAGUCACCGCAUGGCGAAAACGGCGCCUCACUUUUUGGCCGUGGUAAGAGCAUCGAUAUUAAGCGCGAUGAACCCGUGCCUGUUGCUGCCGCUGCUAGUGGUGUCGCCCCAGAGGUAGCUGCUGCAGACGCCAAGGCUGCAGUUGCACCUGUCCCCGAAGUCAAGCCUACCGAGACCACCGAAACACCCGUUGCCGUCCCAGUCACAGCCGCGCCUGAAGUCAAGCCCACGGAACCGAUUGCCGCACCAGCUGUUGUUGCACCCGCCGCAGAGCCUGUUGCUCCUGUAGAAAAGGCCACCGAGACGACAGAAGCUGCCUCUACUACCGACGAGAAAGCAGUCGUAGAAGCUCCCGCUGUUAUCGCUGCACCUACCACCGACGCAACACCAGCGGCCACAGAAACAACAACGACUGAAGCUGCUACCAGCGCCUAAAAACAUGUACACAGAAAAGCGAUGCGAUUGGGAUGUGACGUAACGAGAAGGAGCUGGCAGACGGGGCGAGGCUGGCUGGCAUGUUGAUAGCGCCCCCGUGGGAUAUUUUUACUGUUUUCAUCUUUUGUUUUUUAAUGGCGGAUACCUCUUUUGUCUAUUUUGUUUCACAAAACGCCCUGCAUCGAUUUUGCACGUGGACGAUGGUCUGGUUUUGUCUUUUUAUGCUGGGGUUUUUUUUUUAUUUAAUCAACGAGAUGAGAUGGAUGAUUGGUUUUUUUUUAGGAAGGGUAGAUGGAGAACUCUUUUUAUUUGUGGAUAUGUUGUUUUUGGUCGUUUUGUUAUUAUUCUCAAUUCCUUUUUUUGUUUAUACUCCUUGAUUCAUGCCUCUCUUCUUUCUGUUCCCCAAGAUGCAGUAUACUGCUGCAUACACGGUUGCUGGCUAACGUACAGACUCUACGUGUACACUUGGUUCGCUUACUGGUUGGUUAGCUGUUUAACAGGUGGUGAAGCAUUCUCUGUGUUGUUUUUUUUGGUAUUAUACCCGUUGUAUUGUCGAGAUUCGCAUGCACAACUUAUACUUGUGGAUAACUUGAAUAAAGAAACUCUUUCUUUUCUUAUUUGAAUGCUUCUAUUAUUAUGAUUAUGAUUUCUAUCGAUAUUGUCCAUGUUAUACUUUUAUGAGGGUUUGUCGUAGUGUCCUGUUGCCCAUACGAUUACUUUGCCAGCCCGGCGCCAGUCUUCAGAAAAGAGCCCAUUGUUGCUGGACCACGCGGGCCGCGGUGUGAUUUUGAAUUUAGAGCCUGCUUUGGACGUGAAGAAGCUGUGUAGAGUGGGCUCGAUACCUUCAAAGCCCACAAUGUAGCGCGGUAUUCUCGCUGCUGCUGUGCUGUUGAAGAUUUCUUGAGACAGAAAAUGUUCUGGCUGUGCGUAGAAACGGUCCGCCUCGUCCAUGUAGUUGAUGCGCUCAGGCGUAUUGGGCUGCGUGUGUAGCGGAGGGUCGCAUGAGAGCGCAUAUGCAUUAAGUGAAGGAUGGAUAAGAUGUGAACGCCAUGGCGUAGAGUGGCAUGGCAUGAGGAACAGGGCAAAGAGCUCGUCGGAUGCCGGAGGGGACGAGGUAACAAGGCGCUGCUCGUAGUCGUCGCGCAGAAAGUUGAGGACUUUAAGAGGCGCACGUUGGUGGAAAUAGGACAGAUAGCCCGCGAGGAAGAUGUUAAUGGUGAGACCAGCAGCAAGAUGGGCCUUGUGACGAAGUACGCGCUGCGGACGGGAAGACUGUGACGUGCUAGAUGCGCGGGCCGUGAAGAAGGAUGCGGCAUGCGGGGCACCGAGGAUCGAGAGGAUCGGCAGCAGCGGGUAUAUAAAGCGGACUUCCUUGUGCGCAAUGAGCGAGAGCGUGGCGACGGUGACGAAGACGGUGGACGCCAGGGUGCGCAGGAUGAGUGUCUUGGAGGGCGAGUCGGACGACGGCGAGCGCGGCCGGUACAAGGCUGGGACGACAAAUGGAAGUGACGUUGUGCAGAGCAGCGGGAUGCCCUGGACGAGAUAGUAGUGCCAUGGGUGGCGGCCGUAAAAGACAGCAAGCGACUUGCUCACGUUAAAGUAGAGCCAGUUGUAGGGCGGGAAGGUCCAGAAGCCAAAGUAGUAUCUGUCAGCGAGGAUGGAGACAGCCAGGGCGACGGAUCCGCAGAGGAGAGCCUCUCGCGCCAAGACGGCAAUAUUGGUGAAACGGAGCGUGGAUAUAACGGACAGACUGACGGUGAGCCAGAUAAAGAUGUUGGUUGGGCGGAGAAGCACGGCAGUGGCGGCGAGGAGGAGCGCGAUGCGUAGGUUGGUGAGGUUGAUGGGUGCCGUCUUUGUGUUUUCUUUGACCGUGGUGGGCGCAUGCCAUUGCCAUGGCCAGUGAGCGAGGGCAGCCACUGUGAGGGUUGUUUCGAGAGAGUUGGAGAAGGGUCGCGGCGAUAUGUAGAAUUGCCAUGGGUUCGUGAGUUGGAGGAGGAUCUGCAGGCUGCGCGUUAGACGAGAAGUGAUGGACAAGUGUAGAGGAAUUGACGUACGGUGAAUGUCGAAGCGGGUGUAUCGGUGCCGUAGACACGCUCGGCAAGCUUCCAUGUGUACCAGUCGCCAAUGGCAGCAAUGUAUGCUUGUAAGAUGUACGGCGCGGCGAGGAGCAUAUGCGAGCGGAUGGAGAGUGGGAUGCGAGCUGCGGAGCACAGGGCGUCGGUGAUGAUGUAGGGGAUGGCGAAGAGCAUUGGGUGUAGUGAUGAUCGCAGUUGGUGUUGCCAUUCCUAGGAGAGAGUAUGGUUAGUGUAUGAUGUGUGUCUAUAGAAGAGGGGUGGAAAUGUACCCAGGUCAUCCAGACAUUGGCGCCUUUGCCAAAGGCGAUUUGGUACGCGGGCUCGAGGGCCUGGAAGUAUUCAUCGGGCUGAAAGAAGGUAGAUAGCGUGAGGGCGUUGACAAGGCGGAUGAGGAAGAUGUGUUUGAAGCGGAGAGUGCCCUGGCGUGACAUGAUGGUGGUGUAGUUGCUGCAGUCGCAGCUGGUGGCAUGUGUUUGGUUGGUGAUGCGCGCGAUGGUGUUUAGCUGGAAGCUAGCGCAUCGUUGGUGAUGAUUGAGCCAGCAACAGAGAGGUAAGCAGUAGAUUGGAAAGAGAUGAAUUAAAGAAACUGUAGUGGUGAUGGAUUGGUAUGAGUUGUGGUUUUUCUAUGAGAAAGAGUGACGUCGAUUGAUGUGCAUGGACAGCAGGGUUG
[Torrubiella] hemipterigena is the source of this 5639-nucleotide messenger RNA. Lineage: Eukaryota; Fungi; Ascomycota; Sordariomycetes; Hypocreales; Clavicipitaceae. The record is from the annotation of a GenBank genome assembly.